AUGAGUGCUCCCCAAGAGAGAGUCCGGGAACGGAGGAAGCUGAGGGCCAAGCGGGAGAGGCUUCCCGGGCAUCCUUCCGGCCACCUUUGUCUCGCUUCCAUUGCUCUCUCUCGUCUCUCUCCUGUUUCCAUCUCUGGCUUUCAGCUCUUCCCCUUUCGGUUCAGGUCUCUUUUUCUCGGUUUCCCUCCCCAGAGAGACUAUUUUUGUCCCUGCCUCUCCCCUCCUUUUGGGCUCUUGCUCACAGUUCUCUCAACGUCUCCCCCUUCCGAUGUCUCUUUGUCUUCACCCUCGUUCAUCUCGCAGCUGGCCGGUCCAGCCGAGCGGCGGAUGUGUGAGGGGAGUGAUUCAGAAGGUGACAGGAAGCCAGCAGCCUGCCUGCCAUCCUUGUGUGUUGGUGACAGCAGAGAGAGCAGGGAGCCAGAGAAGUGGGCCUCCCAGAGUGAGGGCAGCUGUCGGGCUCCUAGGCAGAAGACGCCCAGAGACAUGGAUCAUACCGAGCUGCUUGGGGCCGGAGCCUCCCUUCUGCUCCUUGGGGCUGUGGCGGGCAUGUGCGUGUGGUGUCCCCGCUUAGGCACGAGGAGGUCCAAGCAGAUCUUUUAUGAGCAGAGGGAUGAGGGACGGCAGAGUUUUGCAGUGGCCCGGACCUUUUCUAUAGCGGGUAUGGUCCCCGAGACGGCCGAAUACUCCACCAUUCAGUGCCCCGAGCCCAGGAAGGACAAGUGGCUGUACUCCAUGGCUGAGGCAGAAGAUCCUGACAUCACCAGGUAUCAGAACCUCAGGAAAGGAAGCAGAAGAGAAUCAGAGCCCUCCUAUGUAGAUCCCAUUUCAACAGAUUAUUAUAACCUUGGGCAGCUCCCGAAGCAACUAAAAGACGAUGACGACACGAUCUCCUACGAGAACAUCCUGAUCUGCAAACCCAUGGAGGAAGUGGAGGAAGUGGCGGAUUAUCAGAACUCCUGUUCCAUCGAGCAGUGGAGACAGUCGGUGAAAGUGGAGAGCGCGCGCCUCUCGCUCGGAAGCCCAGAGGACGACUCCAGCGAGCCAGAUUAUGUGAAUGGAGAUGUGGGCUUCAUGCAGUAAGAAGGGAGAGAACCUGUCUUUGGGAAGUCCCGGCCUGCCCGACCCUCCCCACCCAUCCCAGCCAAGUCUCAGAGGAAGGACAUCCCUCCCAUCUCACCCAGGAGCCGCUGCCCUCGCCCUACCCCCCCCAGAGUGGUUCCACUUGGACAAAGCCCCUGUGAUCGGCAGGCGGCGGCCCCAGGACACUAUAGACGGGACCCAUGGCCCCGCCGGCCAGGAAGUUCAUCCUCCAUGGGCUGGGGAGGCUUGGGCAGUGAAGGAGGCCACAAAACUCCUGGUAUCUCCCCCACUGCGGGGCCAAAGGACUGCUUUUCAUCGCCCUCAGUUCUGUCUUGUUUGCUACCAGUCAGAAGGAGGGCCUUUUCCCAGCAGUACAGGGGAAGGAGCCCUAGAUUUGUGAGCAAAAGGCCUGGGUUCCAGUUCCACCCUUUGCUUCCUGACCUGUGUACCUUUUAGGCAGGUUUCUUCAACUCACUGGAUCUGUUUUCUCAUCUGCAAAAUGGGGGUUUGGACUGAACAGCCUCCAAGACCUUCCCAGCCCUAAACUUCUGAUCUGGUGAAGAACAUCCCUCCUGACGGGGCCAGAAGGCAGGCCCCGAGGCCCUUCCUCGGUCCUGGGAGUCUGGGUCCAGUGGGCCGAGCUUUUACUUCAUGCUGUUAUUUAUGGAGGUGGGCCUGUACUUUAUAUUGUAAUGACCUGGAGGCUUUACCUCUAAUAAAGCAUUACAGUCUUCUGUUCUCUAGUAUAUAACAGUGGCGAACGCGCCGGUUCCCUCCGUGUCCCCAUGGGGUCUGCUGGCUCCCGGACGGGCCCACUGGCUCUAAACAGGAGUUGGACCCCGGCCUGGUUGCUCCCUACCUCCCCCGGUGACUUCUUUAUGGAGGACAUCCCGAGUGUCAGGGAGGCCUGGGACCAUCCAGGUGGUUCCAGUCAGUCAGAGACCCUCCCCUUCUGUCCAGGGAACAGGCUGGCAGCAGAGCCCAGGCCUUCAGACCACUAGUCUACUGCAUGCUACUGUGGCCCCUCAGGAACUGGGCCCUUGUUGCUUCUGGAGGGACCAAAAAUGAUGCUGGCAAAGUGUCAGAGCCCAGUUCCUGCAGUGAGCGACGGGUUACUCGGGGUAGGCGGAGGAGGCCAGAUUAUGGACUCUCCCGUUUAUUAAUCAGGACCAUGAAUAAAUAAAACUCAAAUGCU
Molecule: messenger RNA, 2275 nt
Organism: Sarcophilus harrisii (Tasmanian devil)
Lineage: Eukaryota; Metazoa; Chordata; Mammalia; Dasyuromorphia; Dasyuridae
Gene: LAT2
Product: linker for activation of T cells family member 2
Biological process (GO): B cell activation; B cell receptor signaling pathway; calcium-mediated signaling
Cellular component (GO): plasma membrane
Source: RefSeq, a predicted model, not a curated record